Zea mays is the source of this 760-nucleotide messenger RNA. RefSeq lists its product as uncharacterized. NCBI's taxonomy places the organism in Eukaryota, Viridiplantae, Streptophyta, Magnoliopsida, Poales, Poaceae. The record is from RefSeq and is marked predicted.
UCACAUCCCGUACUCGUCGCCAGCAAGCAAGCGCUCCCCGCGUGUUCACACCUCGACCUGCGACGUAAGGCCGGCGUGGACCAGCCGCCGACCACACGCCUUGGAGUCUGCCAGCCGCCGACCACAAGCGCCGCCGCCGACCGCCGCAAGGGGGAGGAGAGAUGAAGUGGGGGCUGGCAGCCGCCGUGGCUUCCGCGGCGACCGUGGCGGCGGCGUCGGGCGCCGAGCUCCUCGCCUGCGACUGCGACGCCUCCGCUCCGUCGCCGGCCCCUGCCGCGACCGUCGGCAGGUGCGACGGGCUGGUGCUCUCCCGGCAGCACCACGACGACGAGGUCCCUGAGGGAUCCUCGUCGGCGUCGAGGGACAACAGCCAUAGCGGCGGUCGCCGCGGGCAGCGGUUCGCGCCGCGAUUCGAUGGCCUGCGCUUCAUCGAGACGCUCGUCACGGCGCACCGCUGAAGCGACGGACCCGCGAUCCGCCUGGCUGCCUAUGCUCCGGUGGUAAUCUCCCCGCCGCCAUGAUUCGGCGAUUCGUUGUUGCUGGUGGCGCUUAGGCCACCGAGUUUUGUUAGAACAACAAUUUCAGGCUUCCCCUUUUCAUUUGGUGCUGUGCUGUUCGUCCUCUUGUUGAUGUCGGUGGUCCGUGACCAUUCAUUCUCCUUUUUUAGCUUGUUUGUGUUUGUGCGAGAGGGAAGGAUUAAGAUUAUACCCGGCAUGUCGAUUUGAGCAAACGCUACUCUAUUUCUUUAUUUAUAAUGUCA